Molecule: messenger RNA, 1533 nt
Organism: Hippopotamus amphibius kiboko
Lineage: Eukaryota; Metazoa; Chordata; Mammalia; Artiodactyla; Hippopotamidae
Gene: KRT82
Product: keratin 82
Biological process (GO): keratinization; intermediate filament organization
Cellular component (GO): keratin filament
Molecular function (GO): structural constituent of skin epidermis
Source: RefSeq, a predicted model, not a curated record
AUGUCGUGCCGCUCCUUCCAGCAGGGCUCCAGAUGUGGCAGCCAGAGCUUCAGCUCGUGCUCAGCCAUCCUCCCCCGGAUGGUCACCCACUACGCAGUGAACCAGGGGCCGUGCCGGUCUGUGGGCAGCAGGGGCCCCCGCGCCCUGGGCUGCCUUGGCUCCCGGAGCCUGUGCGACGUGGGCUUUGGGAGGCCCCGGGUCGCCUCCAGGUGUGGCCUGCCUGGCUUCAGGUACCGAGUGGGUGGCGCCUGCAGGCCUUCUGCAUGCAUCACCCCCGUCACCAUCAAUGAGAGCCUGCUGGCCCCACUCGAGCUGGAGAUCGAUCCGACCGUGCAAAGGGUGAAGAUGGACGCGAAGGAGCAGAUCAAGUGCCUAAAUGACCGCUUUGCAUCCUUCAUCAACAAGGUCCGGUUCCUAGAGCAGAAGAACAAGCUGCUGGAGACCAAGUGGAACUUCAUGCAGCAGCAGAGGAGCUGCCCGAGCAACAUCGAGCCCAUCUUCAAGACCUACAUCUGUGCCCUUCGGAGGCAGCUGGACUGCGUGACCAGGGACCGGGCCCGGCUGGAGUCCGAGCUCUCCAGCCUCCAGGACACAUUGGAGGCCUACAAGAAAAAAUAUGAAGAGGAGCUCUCCUUGCGGCCCUCUGCUGAGAAAGAGCUUGUUGCCUUGAAGAAGGAUGUGGACACGGCCUUCCUGAUGAAGGCUGACCUGGAGACCAAUAUGGAGGCUCUGAUCCAGGAGAUUGACUUCCUGAAAAGCCUAUAUGCAGAGGAGGUCAGCAUGCUCCAGUCUCAGGUCUCAGAGACCUCAGUCAUCGUGAAGAUGGACAACAGCCGGGAGCUGGACACGGACGACGUCAUUGCCCAGAUCAAGGCGCAAUAUGACGAAAUCGCCAGCCGCAGCAAAGCGGAAGUGGAGGCCUGGUACCAGAGCCGGUAUAAGGAGCUGCAGCUGACAGCCGGGAACCACUGCGACAACCUCCGCAACAGCAAGAACGAGAUCCUGGAAAUAAACAAGCCGAUCGAGUGGCUGCAGCAAGACAUUGAGAACGUCAAAGCCCAGCGCUGCAAACUGGAGGCCGCCGUGGCCGAGGCGGAGCAGCAGGGCGAGGCGGCCCUUAAUGAUGCCAAAUGCAAGCUGGCGGGGCUGGAGGAGGCCCUGCAGAAGGCCAAGCAGGACAUGGCCUGCCUGCUGAAGCAGUACCAGGAGGUGAUGAACUCCAAGCUGGGCCUGGACAUCGAGAGCGCCACCUACAGGCGCCUGCUGGAGGGCGAGGAGCACAGGCUGUGUGAAGGCGUUGGGCCCGUGAAUAUCUCCGUGAGCAGCUCCAAAGGUGCCAUCCUCUAUGAGCCGUGUGUGGUCAGCACACCCAUGGGCACCAGUGUCCAUAAAAGCAGCGGGGCCUGCAGCUUCGUGGGCAUGGGUGAACUCUACACCCCCUGCGAGCCCCAGGGGCUCCUGGGCUGUGGAAGCAGGCAGAGCUCCAGCAUGAAGCUCGGGGCUGGGGGCGGCUCCUCCUGCCACAAGUAUUAG